Messenger RNA from Trypanosoma brucei brucei TREU927, 1245 nucleotides. RefSeq names its product cyclin 3. Lineage: Eukaryota; Euglenozoa; Kinetoplastea; Trypanosomatida; Trypanosomatidae. The record is from RefSeq and is a predicted model, not a curated record. Gene Ontology annotation, molecular function: cyclin-dependent protein serine/threonine kinase regulator activity. The transcript has a single exon. Gene Ontology annotation, biological process: regulation of cyclin-dependent protein serine/threonine kinase activity; mitotic cell cycle phase transition. Gene Ontology annotation, cellular component: cyclin-dependent protein kinase holoenzyme complex; cytoplasm; nucleus. The coding region runs from base 1 to 1245 and encodes 414 amino acids.
AUGAACAUACGUACAACUGUGACGCUAAACUCCAUACCGGGGCCAUUCGGGGAUCCUUCUUCCAUUGACUAUAAGUCACAUCCGGGAGAGGGUGAUACCGUGUCGCAUGUCGCUAUAUUUGAAAUGAUGAAAAAGAAGGAAAUGACACCACUCGACGACAUUAAGAAACUUAAGAAGUCCGUUUAUAGCUAUAGGAAUAGGAAGAUAAUUACGAACUGGCUGCGUGACGUUUGUGUGGCUUUGAACUUGAAGGGGACAACGUUGUGCCUUGCGAUACAGCUGACGGACGCCUUCAUUUCGGGCUCUUUGCAAACACUCCCAAUUGAGAAGUGUCAACUGGCGGCGGCGACAUGUUUGUGGGAUGCGGCGAAAUUUGAGGAGAUGGACAAUAGCUUACCCUCACUUAAGAAAAUUGUCCGCGUUUGCGAUGAUGCCUACUCUAGUGAGCAAAUAUUGGAGAUGGAGGAAACAAUACUUUGUUUCUUCAAGUGGCGGCUUCCACACACAACUGUCAUCAACCACCUUUACUUGCAACUGCACAUGCUCGGAAGCGAAGACCUCGUUUCAUGUGGUUCAGUGGUGAAAAGAGAACCCGGAGAGAUUGUCAUUCUUAAUAUUCUUGUAGUAGAGGAAGAUGUGCACAAGUGGAAGCGCCUCGAGGCGACGGAGGACUGCAUCAUCACAAGCAUUGUCCCACAACUGUGCGCAAUUGCGGGAAUUCCUGCAAGCAACAACAUCGAAGUUUUUCAGGUGUUUGGGGAAAACGUCCUUGUUACCCGCCGCACUGCGCUCGACACGCCGUUACGCUCUCUGUACGUGGAUAGUAAAAGGGAGAGCCGGUUGUGUUUAUCUAAUGGAGGGGUCAAUUUCGUUUUUGUGGAGCGUGGCACUUUGGUUGUUCCGCGUAAUAUUAAUAAACGCUUCUUGAAUCAGUGUCAAGUGCUCGUCCAGGAAGUCGUUCUACAUGUUGAAUUCAUACAAUUACCCAGUCAUGUCACGGCACUGGGUGUUCUGAUGCUUUCCAUGUGUAUUUUGGCUACAAAUAUGGUCGAAGGGAAAAGUGCUAUUAAUUACAUUCAGGGUAAACUUGGUAUAUCAUCUAGUCGAUGUCUUGCUGCUGCCCGACUUCUUUGCGUUAAGUACAGGGAAACAAUUGAAGAGUACCGUAAGUCUGUCAAACUUCCGCAGUUGCCUGAGGAUAUUAUGGAGCGGUUGGAUAUGUGCCUUGCGACAAGAAAUUCAUAG